AUGAUGAAGCUCACAAUUGUUUCAGCUCUGCUCCUCGUGGUUGUCCUCACCACGGGCGAGGCAUCUACCUCCUUUAGGACUAGCAUCAUUGAGGAGGAGGCAGCUAGGAGUACCCCGAUGAGAAUGGAGGCUAUGUGCAUGGAACAGAUGAUGAGUCAACAAAUGUUGUCUCAAUGCCGGAUGUACGUAGAAAAGAUGAUGCACAAGAGUUUGAUGAACCCAACGAGAGGAGAGGAAGAGGAGUGCAUGGACAUGUGCUGCCAGCAACUUAGGAGCAUGGACCAGGAAUGCAGGUGUGAUGCGUUCAAAGUGGCCGUGCACAUGCCGAUUCAGAGAGAACAGAGAGAUAUAUCUAAGAUGACAGAGGAGAAGAUUAUGCGCGAAGCUGAAAGAAUGUAUUCUCAAUGCAAUUUAUCCCCUCGCACUUGCCAUAUGAGUCGUAGUGCGUAG
Molecule: messenger RNA, 450 nt
Organism: Impatiens glandulifera
Lineage: Eukaryota; Viridiplantae; Streptophyta; Magnoliopsida; Ericales; Balsaminaceae
Product: 2S sulfur-rich seed storage protein 2-like
Exons: 1
Coding region: 1-450 (149 amino acids)
Molecular function (GO): nutrient reservoir activity
Source: RefSeq, a predicted model, not a curated record